CUUGCGUGAUGCGCAGAACGUGUGCGCACUAACAAAAGUAGGCACCGUCUAACAGGUGAACUUGCAUGUUGUUCAAUCCAAUCCGCCCACAGCGUAGCAAGUUUAAUUUGUUACAGGUGUGAAGACCAUAUAGCAACAGGACACUCAAAACUUGGUCACAUCUGUGACAUGGACAUCAAUAUUGCCCAAAUACCAGUGAAUGUUUCCAAUGCCACCACAAUCGUCACUGACUUCAUGUUUGUCUAACAUCGGUGCCAGAAUACAGUGAUCUUUUUUCCAAGACCGUAUGGUUAGAAAGAACCACAACUUAUCUCUCCCUUUCUUGUCACACAGGUUGUUCUUGUUGGCGGUCAUUUAGACAGCUGGGAUGUUGGCCAAGGUGCUAUGGAUGAUGGGGGUGGUGCAUUCAUUUCAUGGCAAGCACUGUCAGUGAUACGUCAGUUAAAUCUGAAACCAAAACGCACCAUGCGCAUGGUGCUCUGGACUGGUGAGGAGGAGGGUCUUCUAGGAGCAGAGCAGUACUACAACCGUCACAAAGAAAAUGCCAGUAACUUCAGCUUGGUGAUGGAGUCUGAUAUUGGAACAUUUAUGCCAGAGGGUAUAUCCUUUACUGGAGGUGAAAAAGCAGUAGCUAUAAUGAGGGAAGUCAUGAGUCUGUUGAAACCAAUAAAUGUCACUAACCUUAGAGUUGAAAAUGUUGGUGGUGACAUUACCUUCUGGGUCCGUGAUGGGGUACCAGGUGGAGUUUUAGACAAUGCAAACAGCAAGUACUUCUAUUUCCACCAUUCCAAUGGUGACACCAUGACUGUCCAGGAUCCUGAUGCCAUGGACCUGUGUGCUGCAGUAUGGGCUGUAGUGGCUUACACUGUGGCAGAUCUGGAUGAGCUGCUGCCUAGAGACUAGAAGCAGUGGAAGUUUGAGUCCUGUUGCAUGUGUAGAUCUUGAAAGGUACACCAGAGAAUUAUUUGUGUAUGAAGUCCAGUGCUAAAUGAAACUCUGGGCUCUACCAAGAUUUUACAAGAAAGACUUUUUUCAUGAGGUAAUCUUUUUGUAGUGGUGGUGGGGGUAUUGUUAGAACGGAAAAAUAAUCUAUUUUGAAAGUUUGGUUCAAGACUUUUUAUUUUCUUUUUUUUCUUUGUAGGGAGUAUUUUAAUAGAUUUAGGCAAAAAUGUUCCUCUCAGAAGUUAAUACAUCGGCAAUUGGUAAUAGAAUCAUCAUCAAUCAAAAACUUUCUAAAAUUAUAGUAGAAAAGAAAUAUAUAAAUCAAAUUAUUGUAGAAAGCAAAUACAUAAAGUAAUAUAUUUUUCUGCAAUGGGUGUCUUGUUGCUCUGUUGGUGUAUAACACACUAAACUACGAUUAUCAAGACUUGAUUUGAUAUCAUAAACAUUGAGCAUUUGCUUUGUCUCAGAGAGGCUAGCUGAUGCUGUUUUAGCUGAUCAUGAACCAUGAGCCUUUGGCUUGGGACUCUCUGUGUUAUUGGCGUUAAAUAAAUUAUGCUAAGUUAUGUUAAUGUAGCAAACCCUGACUUAAAGGAGAAGUUGAAACAUCCACUUAUGGCUACAUCAUAGUGUCGACCUGAUACCAUAGAACCAGGCUUUUAACCAGAAUUUGAAAAGUGGCCGUCCAAAAUGUGUUCUAAGGCCUGGUCAAAUGAGCAAAUUAUAAGGCAGCACAUGAAAAAUAAAAUAAUUUCCUGUAGAAAUUGGCCAUCCACAGGAUGCCUGGACACCCAUCUGGCUAAAAGCCUGCAUAGAACAGUUCAAAAUUUCACAAUAACACGGAAGGCCGUUCUUUCAUGAUCAGAAAUGAAGUGAAGUGAAGUUUAUGAUUCACUUCAAGCUUGUCCACUUUUGUCCACCUGGCAGGCUAUUGGCUUGUACAUGUAGGUAUUUAUUUUUGUAUUGUUGAUUAUCCUGAAUUGUUGUUGGAGGUUUCGUCCCACUCUAAGACCAGUCUGUAUUUGACUGAAAGUCAAAAGUUUCGUGAUUUGAAUAAUGAAUUUGUUGACGACGGUGACCAUAGCCCAAUGAGUUACAGUAUUUUUGGUAUGCGAGCUAUCUCAGCUGGAAUUACUGUACAUUUUUAUAUUUUAUGUAAUGACCAAUGAAACUUUUUGCUGUUUGUAAGUAGUGUUUGAAUUUUUUAAGUUUCAAUAAAAAUGCCUAAAUGAU
Molecule: messenger RNA, 2172 nt
Organism: Orbicella faveolata
Lineage: Eukaryota; Metazoa; Cnidaria; Anthozoa; Scleractinia; Merulinidae
Product: carboxypeptidase Q-like
Biological process (GO): proteolysis; peptide catabolic process
Molecular function (GO): metallodipeptidase activity
Source: RefSeq, a predicted model, not a curated record